AUGCAGACGGGUCAGAGUCGGCAAAAGGGUUACGCCGAUCACCGAAGAAAGGAUCUGGAGUUCGAAGAGGGAGACAUGGUAUUUCUCAAGGUAACACCACUCCGAGGAACAAUUGCGGCCAAGAAAGGGAAGAAGUUGAAGCCUCGAUAUAUAGGGCCGUAUAGGAUUCAAAGCCGAGUCAGGACAGUGGCGUAUCAGUUAGAGUUACCUGUUAAAAUGUCCCGAAUCCACAAUGUCUUCCACGUCUCGUUAUUGAAGAAGUAUUAUCCAGAUCCCGCACACAUCCUACACACAGAGGACAUCAAGUUAGACGAAACCCUCACCUAUGGAGAACAGCCGGUACAAAUUUUGGAUCAAAAGGUGAAAGAACUAAGAAAUAAACAGAUAUCUUUGGUAAAGAUUUUAUGGAAAAAUCAUGAUGUGGAGGAAGCCACCUGGGAAGUAGAGGAAGACAUGCAGAAGGAAUAUCCUUCUUUGUCCACAAACAAAGGUAUUAAUUUCGAGGACGAAAUUGCUCUAAGAAGGGGAAGUUAUGAGAUCCCGGUUAGCCUUUGA
Molecule: messenger RNA, 555 nt
Organism: Coffea eugenioides
Lineage: Eukaryota; Viridiplantae; Streptophyta; Magnoliopsida; Gentianales; Rubiaceae
Exons: 1
Coding region: 1-555 (184 amino acids)
Source: RefSeq, a predicted model, not a curated record